AUGGAGGAACACAAAGAUGCUCAACACUGUUUUCAUAACUCUUCUUGCAGAAAGGCUUCCCUAUCGACAUCUAUUUACAUAACACUGUACAUCUUCUUCUCAUUGAUUUCAGCGGUUACAGUAUUUUUGAACGUACUGGUGAUCAUCUCCAUCUCUCACUUCAAGCAGCUCCACACUCAAACCAACCUGCUCAUCCUCUCUCUGGCUGUGGCAGAUCUCCUGGUGGGACUGAUUGCGAUACCAGUAGUGACUGUAGCAAUAAUGGAAUCAUGCUGGGUUUUGGGGAAAUAUUUCUGUGAGUUUUUUCUCUUCAUCGGUUACUUCAUUAUUUCUUUAUCUCUGGGCAAUUUGGUCUUGAUAUCUAUUGACCGUUAUGUUGCUGUGUGUGAUCCCUUGUUAUACCACUCUAAAAUAACAAUACCAAGAAUGAUGCGUUGGAUAUCCAUUACCUGGUGUUGUUGUAUCAUAUACAACACUGUUAUUGCAAAUAACUCUGUAAAUGUAGAGGUACCCAAAAGAUCACAGGCCAGAAAGGUAUUUUCAAAAGAGGCUGCCACCAAGUCUGGUGUUAAAAUUGUAAAGGCAAAUAAGUCUGAGAGAAAAGCCGCAAAAACUCUAUCUAUUGUAGUUUUCACAUAUCUCACUUGUUGGAUUUCAAGUUUUUUACUAACUUUCUUUUGGGUACAAUCAUCAACUUACUUACGCUUUCUGCCAUUUGUUAAUUCCUUAAUAAAUCCAAUAAUUUAUGCUUUCUGUUAUCCAUGGUUCAAAAUGACAGCUAAACAUAUUUUAACUCUAAA
Messenger RNA from Coregonus clupeaformis (lake whitefish), 800 nucleotides. Its product is annotated as trace amine-associated receptor 13c-like. The transcript has 2 exons. Gene Ontology annotation, cellular component: membrane. Gene Ontology annotation, molecular function: trace-amine receptor activity. The annotation marks the transcript as partial. Lineage: Eukaryota; Metazoa; Chordata; Actinopteri; Salmoniformes; Salmonidae. The record is from RefSeq and is a predicted model, not a curated record. Gene Ontology annotation, biological process: G protein-coupled receptor signaling pathway.